AUGUAUUCAACUAUUCUGUUCAAUGGAGUGUCGAUCUAUGCUGUUUCUCAGCCUAACAUUACUCAAGACUGCAACUCCAGCAGCUGCACCCUGACCUGUAAGGCAACGGAGGACGAGCACUCUCAGUACACCUGGACAGAUAGCAGGGGUGAGAGGAAGGAUGGGCCUGUGUGGACUGUGGAGAACAGAGCUGAAGACCAGGGUGUGACCUACACCUGUAAUGUCAGUAAUCCAGUGAGCUGGAAGAUUGGAACUUUCACUGUGCCGGGCAGGAUUGCUUAUGAUGCUGUUUCUCAGCCUAACAUUACUCAAGUCUGCAACUCCAGCAGCUGCACCCUGAGCUGUAAGGCAAAGGAGGACGAGCACUCUCAGUACACCUGGACAGAUAGCAGGGGGGAGAGGAAGGAUGGGCCUGUGUGGACUGUGGAGAAGAGAGCUGAAGACCAGGGUGUGACCUACACCUGUAAUGUCAGUAAUCCAGUGAGCUGGGCGAUUGGAACUUUCCCUGUGCCAGGCAGGAUUGCUUAUGGAAAAAUCUUUGGAAUUGGUUCUGCUGUUCUUGUUUUGAUUGGGAUUGGGAUUGGGAUCUUCUGCUGUUGGAAAAGGAAAACUUGUAUUUGGAAUCUAUCAACACCAGGAACUGAAGAGUUAUCAUGCAGUGGGAACAGAACUGAUGCCACAGCAGAGAACGGUGAUGCCGUGGGGAUAAAACGUAGCGAAUUACAAGAACUACUCGGCCAGACAAGAGACGCAUCAAAUAGAGUCCAUGGGCAUGCUACAAAUGCAGAGAAUGGUGAUGCAUCACAUGAAGUGGUAAUUAAUCUGCAUGAGUUAUCAUGCAGUGGGAACAGAACUGAUGCCACAGCAGAGAACGGUGAUGUGACCCCAGACCUCACUUCUCAGCAAGACACAAAAGAGGAAGUGCCAAAGCUUGAGACCUCUGAGGUGGACGUGGAUUAUGGGGAAACCCCAGAUGAUGCCAACGCACCCUUCUUUGAUAAAAAUGUUAUCUAGGUGCUUUCCAAAGACCAUGCUGGUGUUUUCAACUCUCCAUCUUCUCUAACAUUGGACAUAAUCACGUUCAAAUCAAUACAGAAACAACUAUUGAAGGAUUUUAUUUAUAAGCCUGAGACUAGAUGGUAGCCUGUUACAAUUGUAUUCCCUAAAGAGUAAUAUGUGCUGGUCACAUGUCACAGAAGUAUUUUUGGCUGCUCUGUUCUCAGGAAUUUAAAUUGUUUUAAUGGUCCUAUGAUCCAAUGAUACUGAUACUAACACAGUACUGACUGGCAUUUAGAGACUGUAUCUGUUGGUACUAUCAGCUGCUCUUCAAGCUGGCUUGAACUGUGACGUAACUAUGCUGACAAGCUGUCAAUCAACUGGCCAUCAGCUUGUGAAGACUUUGUGAAGGAAAGAGGAAUCCCCACAGUGGACACUGUAAAAGACUUUCUUUCACUUUGUGUGUGAAGACAAAACGUGGCCAUUUGUUGGUCUGCUGCUGUUCUGCCAUUGUCCACAUUUAGUGUCAUAAUGUUAUUACGGUAUAUGAAGUAUUCUCUGUGCUGAGAUCAAAUGAAGUUUUGUACCUGUGUUGUGCAGCGAGGCAGUCAACACUCCGAUUGCGGUACAGACUGUUCGUAACUGUGCUUUUUGAGUGUUGUUUUUACGGGCUACAUGUGUUUUUUGUUUACAUUCUGAUCAUGUGGGGGUGGUCAUGUGCUUUCCGUUUUUGUUUUGAAAAGCCAUGUGGCUCUGACUCCACCCUGUCCUUUGUUUGGUUUCCCGUCAUUCUGUGUGCACACCUGAUUUCAGUUUGUUGCAAUUGGUUUGUGGGUAUUUAAGCUCGGUGUGCCUUUCAGUCUCUGCCAGAUCGUGCCAGUUAUUUACCUGUACCUUUCCAGUGUUAGUAAGUCUGCCAUAUCCUGUCUGCCUGUGUUUUUGACCUUUUGCCUGUUUCUUGACCUGACCCUGUUGGAUUCUGUUUUGGAUACUUCUGCCUUGAACUCUGUUUGGAUUAUUGGAUUUUUGACCCUUGCCUGCCUGUUGACUACGAUACUGCCUUUUCCCUCUGGAUGGUUGCCUGUUAACUUUAUUAAAAACUCUGAAACUUGAGCUGUGUUGUCUGCAAGUGGGUCCUUCACUACUGAGAGUCUUAACAACAGACUAGUGGCCUUAUUCGGGCCGGUGACCAAGACUGUUAGCUUGCCAUUGUUCCAGUCAAGGUCAAAUCCCAAAAGAGCCAAAGAAUAAUUGAAACCUAUGCCUUUCUAGACCAAGGGAGUUCAGUACCUAUGCCUUUCUAGACCAAGGGAGUUCAGUGUCUUUCUGUACGGUGGGUCUCAUGGAUAGACUGAA
Clupea harengus (Atlantic herring) is the source of this 2352-nucleotide messenger RNA. RefSeq lists its product as uncharacterized. Bases 1 to 1014 code for a protein of 337 amino acids. Gene Ontology annotation, cellular component: membrane. The record is from RefSeq and is a predicted model, not a curated record. Lineage: Eukaryota; Metazoa; Chordata; Actinopteri; Clupeiformes; Clupeidae. The transcript has 9 exons.